This is a messenger RNA of Brassica rapa (field mustard), 1153 nucleotides long. RefSeq lists its product as uncharacterized. Gene Ontology annotation, cellular component: cytosol. NCBI's taxonomy places the organism in Eukaryota, Viridiplantae, Streptophyta, Magnoliopsida, Brassicales, Brassicaceae. Gene Ontology annotation, biological process: positive regulation of ATP-dependent activity; protein folding. Gene Ontology annotation, molecular function: ATPase activator activity; protein-folding chaperone binding. The record is from RefSeq and is a predicted model, not a curated record.
AAAAAAUCUCGGAUAUCCCACGCUGUGUUCACUCCUACAAACAAUCCGCAAGUGGAUCUGAAGGAUGGGGACUUUCUUCAUUAAUGUUACCUUCCCGGAAGCUGCUAUGUUCAGGUUGAAAAGAUAACAUGGACGAUAAUAACAACAAGUCUGACUAAUAAUAAGAUUGAAAGAACCUUCUUGUGUUGGGUCACGAAUGGGCCUGACGAUAACAGCACUAUCUUCAACUAAUCUCGAAAUAAACAAAGAAUAGUAUGAAAAUAAUACAAGACUUUGGAUCUGAGAGGGCGAAAUAAUGGAGCGAGAGGGGGAGGAGGAGAAGAAGAAAGAGGGAUCGUAUAGGUAUUGGGUGAGAGAAGCCACAUCAGACGCAGCUCCUCCUCCUCUUCCCCAGAAGCUCACUAACAACGACGUCGUCGCUUCCAAUGCUCCUGCUCUCGGCUCCCUCUGGAAUCAGGCUGGCACUUGGGAGGAGAAAAAUCUCACUAAAUGGGCCACUGAUCGAUUAAAGGAGCUGCUGGGAUCAGUGGGUUCUUUGCAGUUUUCUUCUGGAAAAGCUGAGAUUUUUGAUGUUAACAGAUGUGUUGGAGAUGCUUUCUUGGUGUCAGUUAGGAACAAGAAAAGAGUUGGCUAUACUUACGAGCUUUCCCUCAAAGUCCAAGGAGAGUGGUCUGUUGAAGAGGAAACGAAGAAGGUUAAGGGGAGUCUCGACAUUCCUGAGUUCUCAUUUGGCGAACUUGAUGAUCUUGAGGUGGAUGUGAAGCUUAGCGAUGACAAAGAGCUUUCCCAGCAACUGAAGCAGCAGAUUAGGCUGGAUAUGAAACAGUUCCUGGAGCCUAUACGCCUGAAACUCGAUCAGUUCGAGCAGGAACUCAAAGACCGACAGUGAUUGGUUGUUCUCAUUGUCUUCUUCUUUCUGUUUCAUAGCAGCCAUUUUCAGUUAGCGUCGAGAACGUGGCUAGACAUAGUAUUACAUCUUACCAGUUCUUCUUUUGUAUUCAUGCUACAUCUGUUUACCAACACGUCUCCUUUGAUAGCCAGUUCAGUUUAAUCAAUCAGCUUUUAGUCUUUUACCUAAUGGGAAUGGUUAUGUAUUGUAUGUUGUCAAUAACUUCAAAAAACAGAGUAUGAAGCCUAGAAAGCUUUUUCUUCA